AUGGCUUCUCAGGGACUCCAGAUUCUCGGCGUCUUGCUCGCGUUCGUCGGCUGGAUAGGCACGAUCAUAACUUGCGCUAUGCCAAUGUGGCGGGUGACCGCUUUUGUCGGGGCCAACAUCGUGACGGCUCAGGUGAUCUGGGAAGGCUUGUGGAUGAACUGUGUCGUCCAAAGUACCGGUCAAAUGCAGUGCAAGGUGUACGACUCCAUGCUAGCGCUACAGCAGGACCUCCAGGCCGCCAGAGCCAUGGUGAUCAUCUCCAUCAUCGUGGGCAUUUUCGGAGUCCUCAUGGCGAUCGUCGGAGGGAAAUGCACCAACUGUAUGGAAGAUGAGGCGUCGAAAGCAAAAACGUGUAUUGUCUCUGGGAUUAUCUUCAUCAUUGCGGCCUUUCUGAUUAUAAUCCCGGUGUCGUGGUCGGCGCACUCGGUGAUAAGAGAUUUUUACAACCCGCUUUUGAUGUCGGCACAGAGGAGAGAGCUGGGGGCUUCGCUGUAUAUCGGAUGGGGAGCGGCCGGACUGCAGCUGCUGGGAGGAGGCUUGCUCUGCAACAACUGCCCCGCUAAAGAUGGCCGCCCUUACAUGCCCGCCAAGUUCAUACCGGCCAGGAGCAUCUCCAACUCCAACGCGGACUAUGUGUGA
Molecule: messenger RNA, 639 nt
Organism: Knipowitschia caucasica
Lineage: Eukaryota; Metazoa; Chordata; Actinopteri; Gobiiformes; Gobiidae
Source: the annotation of a GenBank genome assembly